Messenger RNA from Neogale vison (American mink), 2446 nucleotides. It is a transcript of the gene MPPED2, whose product is annotated as metallophosphoesterase domain containing 2. The transcript is spliced from 7 exons. Gene Ontology annotation, molecular function: hydrolase activity. NCBI's taxonomy places the organism in Eukaryota, Metazoa, Chordata, Mammalia, Carnivora, Mustelidae. The coding region runs from base 272 to 1156 and encodes 294 amino acids. The record is from RefSeq and is a predicted model, not a curated record.
GUUUCUUUGCUAUUUACACGGAACAGGGUUAUCUUUUUAAAGCCUUUGAAUUCCGGGGUUUUGCGGCCUAGGAGCUGAAGGGGGCAUUUUUCUGGAGAUCGCGGAGGGAGUUAGAAUCCACCAGCAAGAAAUUAAGGAUGCCCCGGUGGGAAACACACAGUGGUAUUGAUGAGUAGAUCCUUGGGUUCAGAGGUUGGCUGAAACACACCAUGCCUGCUUCCAUCCUUUGCUCCGGAAAGUUGUGAAUUGCUCAUGCCUAUAGGGAGGAAGGAUGGCUCAUGGGAUUCCUUCUCAAGGCAAAGUUACCAUAACGGUGGAUGAGUACAGCUCAAACCCCACCCAGGCUUUCACGCAUUACAACAUCAACCAGAGCAGAUUCCAGCCGCCACAUGUACAUAUGGUCGACCCCAUCCCAUAUGACACUCCAAAACCAGCGGGCCACACGCGGUUUGUCUGCAUCUCAGACACGCACUCCAGAACAGAUGGUAUCCAGAUGCCUUAUGGGGACAUCCUUCUCCACACAGGCGAUUUCACCGAGCUGGGACUGCCCUCAGAGGUUAAGAAGUUUAAUGACUGGUUAGGAAACCUGCCAUAUGAAUAUAAAAUAGUGAUUGCUGGGAAUCAUGAACUGACAUUUGAUAAGGAAUUCAUGGCAGACCUUGUUAAACAGGACUACUACCGUUUCCCCUCUGUGUCCAAAUUGAAACCAGAGGACUUUGACAACGUUCAGUCCCUCCUGACAAACAGUAUUUACUUACAAGACUCGGAAGUAACAGUGAAGGGAUUCAGGAUAUACGGGGCACCUUGGACCCCGUGGUUUAAUGGAUGGGGCUUUAACCUGCCCAGAGGCCAGUCUCUGCUGGACAAGUGGAACCUCAUCCCUGAGGGCAUCGACAUCCUCAUGACACACGGACCUCCUCUAGGUUUUCGAGACUGGGUUCCAAAGGAGCUUCAAAGAGUGGGCUGCGUGGAGCUUUUAAACACCGUCCAGAGGCGAGUCCGGCCCAAGCUCCACGUUUUUGGUGGCAUCCAUGAAGGUUACGGCAUUAUGACCGACGGUUAUACAACGUACAUCAAUGCCUCAACGUGUACAGUCAGCUUUCAACCGACCAACCCGCCAAUUAUAUUUGACCUUCCAAACCCACAGGGUUCCUGAAGCUCCGAAAGCCCAAUUGGAAUGUGAGGGAAGGUCUAUAAACUGCCAUUUUUCUAAUUAUAAACUUACAUUCUCUUACUUGUUUAUUUCCAAAUCCUGUGAGUUCUUUUUGUAAAUUACUGGAACACAAAUGACGCUAGAGGUUGUGCUUCUCCUUUAUUUUAUUAUUUUUUUUUUAAAUGGGGCGUCCAUUCGAAAUGAAAGGAGCAUUGUGAAUUUGUAAAAUGACUUCCGUUUUCUCAAAGGCCACGCCAUUGUAAAUUGUUAGUAUUCGCCAAAGGACAGCCAAGCUUUCUUUUUAAAAAGGUGAUGAAAGUCUUAUUUUAAUAUGCUUUAAGCUGGAAGAAAAAGGAAAAAAAAAAAAAAAGAAAGAAAGAAAAACAGGUAGGUAGUGUUUUAAAAACCACCCAGAUUUGCACAACUGUUGAAGAGUAUUGUUUGAAGUGUUUUAUUUUUUGAUGUUUUGUUGUUGUUGUUGUUUUCUUGGUAACCCUUCUUUUUUGCAGACAUGGCCUGGAUUUAUAGCAAUCUUUUCAGCAAAAGUAGGCGUGGAAAAACUUCUCUUCACACUCUCACGAUAAAGAAAGCUGCGUCCAGGGAAGAAAACGGCCCUCGUUUAAAGGAUGGCUUAGCUCGUGAGAUCUGUACUGUGGUUAUACAAGAUCUCAUUGUUUGUUUGUUUCUUUUAAAUUAUUUUAGCUUUAAAAAUAUGGAAAUGGAAUCUGUCAAGAGCAGAUAUUUCAUACAGUUAAAAAAACAAUUGAGCGUGCAGACUCCUUUUCAGUAUGGGUUUAUAUAUAUAAAUAUUUUUUGUGUAUUAUGACUAAGUUAGGAGUUUAAUAUUGCCAAGGACAGUACAACUGCAAAGGGAUGCUUUAUAGCAGGGCAUCAGAAGUCCGAAGGGGCUGACACAUUGUCUCAGAGCUCAAGGUCUCAAAGAGCUUGAGUUAAGUCUAGGUACAGUUGCAGGCAUGUACAGACUUACGUGGAUGCAAUGGAAGGUAACUAAAAUAAGGCUUAGUCGUCCUUUAUAUUUAAAUACCCUGAAUUGUCUUCUUACUUCCUCUCCCUCCCCCCAUUUUGCACUGUGUGUCGAUGCAAUCUUCGCUAGCACAAAAUAUUGUCGCUAAUAGUCAUUUCUGUUUUCCCAUUGUAAAUGCUGUUGAGCUUUAUUCUAUUUUAUGUUAUCUUGUUAAUGAAAUUUAGGAAAGCAGUUGUUUCUUUUAAAUUUAUUGUGAUAUUCUAUAUCUAGCGGCCUUUAUAUGCAAAUAAAAUUGCAAGAUUUUUAAA